AGAUGAAACGUACAGGACUGCUUCAUUGAUAUUCCGUUGGUUUCUGCAUCUGUGUUCAGAGGCCGAUCAGUGCGCUGUGCUGGGGCCAUCGGGACUCGCGUCUGUUUCUCGCCAGCGGCCCAGCGCUGUACGUGCUUCGCGUCGAACACCGGGUCGCCAGCCUGCAGCUGCUGUGCCGACAGGUGAUCGCCAGCACGGUACACGAGGAGAAAGAUGUGGCCAAGCUCAGCAUGCCCUCUCGUCUGAGCACAUACGUGUCCUCUGCCUUCGCUUCUACCAUUAAGCCCCCCAUCCCGGAUCCCAACAACAUGCGGGACUUUGUUAGUUAUCCGACAUCAGGUAACGAGCGUCUGCACUGCACCAUGAAGCGCACCGAGGACAACCCUGAGGUCGGCGGCCCUUGCUACACCUUAUACCUGGAGUAUCUGGGGGGGCUUGUGCCUAUUCUGAAAGGCCGUAGGAUUAGCAAACUUCGCCCUGAAUUUGUCAUCAUGGACCCAAAGACUGAUGGGAAAGCAGAUGAAGUCUAUGGAAACAGCUUCUUCCCCUCUGUGAUUGACAGCUGCAAUUGCUCAGACUCUAGUGACAUUGAGCUCAAUGAUGACUGGGUUGGAAAGAAAUCACCAAAGAUCUCCAGAGGGAGCAAGUCUCCCAAACUUCCCAGGGCGUCCAAGAUGUAGGUGACUUUGUUUCUUCAG
This is a messenger RNA of Sinocyclocheilus grahami, 698 nucleotides long. RefSeq names its product tubby-related protein 4-like. NCBI's taxonomy places the organism in Eukaryota, Metazoa, Chordata, Actinopteri, Cypriniformes, Cyprinidae. Bases 231 to 680 code for a protein of 149 amino acids. The record is from RefSeq and is a predicted model, not a curated record. Gene Ontology annotation, molecular function: protein binding. The transcript is spliced from 4 exons.